AUGUCAGACCCGUCGAACUACGUUGUGGGCUGGAUUUGUGCCUUGAUGACCGAAUACGUUGCUGCCCAAGAGUUACUUGAUGAAGAACAUGACGGGCCCGCCUUCGUCUCAUCAAACGAUACGAAUGAUUAUACCCUGGGGAAAAUGGGGCAACAUCAUGUGGUUAUUGCCGCCCUGCCUUACGGUGAAUACGGGACCGCUUCCGCUGCCAAUGUCGCAACGAAUCUGCUGAACAGCUUCCCCAACGUCAGAAUCGGCCUGAUGGUCGGUAUUGGGGGUGGUAGACCGAGCAAGAAACACGACUUUCGUCUAGGUGAUAUUGUUGCAAUGCAGGGCCAGGGACUUCAGAUUACACGGUUCUUGAACCAGCCACCAACUAUAUUGCGCACUGCAAUAACAGGAAUUCAGGCACAAUACGAGAGAAAGGGACAUCAGAUCAAGAAUACUAUUCAGGAUAUCAUCGAAAAUAACCCAAGAUUACGCCGAAAGUACCAACGGCCAGCACCAUCUACUGAUAGAUUGUUUCAACCCGAGGUCAUUCAUACCUACGAAGACUGUACCAUGUGUGCUGAUGGUCCAUCGAACUUGAUACUACGAGUUCAACGGGCAAGCGACGAGGAUGAUCCUGCCAUUCACUAUGGCCUGAUUGCUUCUGGAAAUAUGUUGGUCAAAGAUGCUUUGAUCCGUGACCGACUUGCCGCAGAAAAAGACAUUCUCUGUUUCGAAACGGAAGCCGCAGGGUUGAUGAAUUCUUUCCCCUGUCUGGUAAUCCGAGGCAUUUGUGACUACUCAGACUCACAUGCACCUGAGAAUGAAGAGUGGCAAGGCUAUGCGGCUAUGGUGGCAGCUGCAUAUACUAAAGAUCUGCUGUAUCGAAUUCCCUCAAACAGGGUUGAGGCUGAGAAGAAGAUUGGUGAUGUUCUAUCUGAUCUUAAAUCUACAAUACAUGACCACAUGGAAAUUGCACAAAAGCACCUUAAGCUACAACAGAACUCAGACAUAAGGAGAUUGACCGAAAAGCAAGAAGAAUGUCUUCAAUUGUUUCGCCUUACCACAGGUGACACAGAUACCACAUACGAGUGGUAUAAGGACCGUGUCGGAGAUCGAGUGGAGGGCACCUGCAACUGGUUCCUAAAUCAUGCGAAUUUCCAGAGAUGGUUAGAACAAGAGUCAGGGCCACUACUAGUCUCGGCAGAUCCUGGCUGUGGGAAGUCUGUCUUAGCGCGAUACCUUAUUGACAAUAUAUUACCGCGAUCAUCAACCAUCUGCUACUUUUUCUUCAAAGAUCAAGACCAGAACACGGUCCGCCAAGCACUUUGCGCUCUACUUCACCAACUCUUCUCACAAAUGCCAUUCUUGAUUCAACAUGCGAUAGAGCAUUUUAAGACGGAUGGGCCAACAUUGAUCAGAUCCACAAUAAAGCUCUGGACUAUACUAGAAAAGGCUUUAAAUGAUACCCAGGCAGGUUCUGUGAUCAUUGUGCUGGAUGCGUUGGAUGAAUGUGCUGAGUCAGAGUUUGAGAACCUCAUGCAAAAUCUGAGGUGGAAUAGUCUUCAGCCAGACCGCGGAAAGACAAAGUUCCUUUUGACAAGCCGGCCGUAUGAGCAGAUAAUUGACGAAUUCAGAAGCCUGCUUCAUUCCUUCCCCUAUAUCCGUAUACCGGGAGAGGAAAAGUCAGACGAGAUAGGUCAAGAAGUUAGCCAUGUCAUCCAGUACCGAGUCGAACGCUUGGCGGAAGAGAAAGGGCUCCCAGAGCUCGUCAAAAACCACCUAGCUAAGAAACUACUUCAGAUUACCCACCGCACAUACCUGUGGGUCUAUCUUGUGUUUGACUACCUCAAAGCCACGAACUUCAAGAAAACACUGAGAGGGGUGGAUUCUAUUUCAGCAAUGCCAGCCAAUGUUAAUGAGGCUUAUGAGCAGAUUUUGAACAAAUCAAAAGAGCAAGACAUGGCCCGGAGAGCCUUGAGCAUCCUUCUGGCGGCCAGCCGGCCAUUGAAAAUCUCUGAAAUGAAUAUUGCAUUGAAUGUUGAUAAUACCCUAAAGUGCAUACGCGACCUUGACCUGGAGGAGAAGGAUGACUUCAAAAUACGUCUUAAGACUGUUUGUGGGCUUUUCGUUUCAAUCCACCAUGACAGGAUCUACUUCCUCCAUCAAACGGCUAGGGAGUUUUUGCUUGCUGAUGCAGUAUCACCAGUCUCAGAUACGUCGGGCUUACUUUGGCAACAUUCCAUCACCAGUCAAAGCGCACAUGAUGUUUUAGCGGGUAUCUGUGUGAUAUAUCUGGACUGCUGGAAUGAAGAUGAUAUUUCUCGUGAGCUUGGAAGUGAAAGCAAAGAGGAAGACCGUCAGGUUGAUUCACGCGCUUUUCUGUAUUAUGCGGCCAGCAACUGGGGUAUGCAUGCCCGCACGGCCUGCAUCAACGCUGGCUCGGAUCUAAUUGCUCGAAUUUUGAGGAUCUGCAGUCCGGUCUCUAAAAUAUUUUCCAUCUGGGGGGCUAUUUACUGGUAUGAUUCGAAGCAGGCUUCGGCUCCAGGCUUUAAUGGUCUACUUAUAUCGUCUUAUUUCGGGAUUGAGGCAGUUGUGAAGCUACAACUUGAGAAAGGUGCUAAGAUUGAGUGUCAAGAUACAUUAUUUGAUCAAACUCCGCUAUCCUGGGCUGCAAGAAGCGGACAUGAGUCUAUUUUGAAGCUGCUGCUCGAGAAUGGUGCUAUGGUUGACUCUAAAGAUGAUUGUGGCCAAACUCCGCUGUGCUGGGCUGCAAGAAACGGACAUGAUUCCAUUGUAAAGCUGCUGCUUGAUAAUGGUGCUAUAUUUGACUUUGAAGAUCCAUCUGACCAUACCCCGCUAUGCUGGGCUGCAGAAAAUGGACAUGAGUCGAUUGUAAAGCUGCUGCUCGAGAAGGGUGCUAAAUCUCACUCUGAAGAUAAUCUUGCCCGGACACCGCUGUUCUGGGCUAUAACAAGCGGACAUAAGUCGAUUGUAAAGCUGCUGCUUGAUAAUGGUGCUAUAUUUGACUUUAAAGAUGGAUUUGGCCAAACCCCGCUGUCCUUGGCUACAGAAUACGGACAUGAGACGAUUGUGCACCUGUUACUCGAUAAGGGCGCGACGUUUAACCUUGAAGAGGAAUAA
Molecule: messenger RNA, 3132 nt
Organism: Penicillium verhagenii
Lineage: Eukaryota; Fungi; Ascomycota; Eurotiomycetes; Eurotiales; Aspergillaceae
Exons: 3
Coding region: 1-3132 (1043 amino acids)
Biological process (GO): nucleoside metabolic process
Molecular function (GO): catalytic activity; protein binding
Source: RefSeq, a predicted model, not a curated record